AUGAAACUGCCACCCACCACUUGCUUCCCUCUACUUAUACUCGAUCCCCCAUAUGUGUGUAGAGAAGAGAGAGAGAGAGAGAGAGAGAGAGAGAGAGAGAGAGAGAGAGAGAGAGAGAGAGAGAGAGAGAGAGAGAGAGAGAGAGAGAGAGAGAGAGAGAGAGAGAGAGAGAGAGAGAGAGAGAGAGAGAGAGAGAGAGAGAGAGAGAGAGAGAGAGAGAGAGAGAGAGAGAGAGAGAGAGAGAGAGAGAGAGAGAGAGAGAGAGAGAGAGAGAGAGAGAGAGAGAGAGAGAGAGAGAGAGAGAGAGAACAAAAAAUUACCACAUGUAUUGGCCGGGAGGCGGCCACAUUGCUGAGCCUGCCGGCAUACAAGAGCUGUCGCCUUGUCUUGGCGUGCCGGGAUGUCGACAAGCUUGAUCUGGCCUCGCUAGCCUCCGUCCAGCAGUGCUACCGCGAUUUUAUCGCCCACUUUGGCCCUUCAGCCUCUCUCGAUGUUCUCGUGCUCAAUGCCGGGCGAGCCCAUUUCGAGAGUCGUGUGGCACAGCUCACUGCAGAUGGCUUUGAAGUAACGCUUCAGACCAACUUCCUUGGGCACGUGCUCCUGACCGAGCUCCUUCUACCACACUUACGCCGCGCUGCGCAGCCACGACUCGUGUUCCUGUCCUCGAGCCUGCACGACCCGGACAGUCGCAGCCGCUCUUCAGAUGUUCCCACGGUGGCCACAUCAUCAUAUCGAUCUGGGAUUCAAAACACAAAGCCUCCACCUGACGUGGAUCUAGCUACUCUUUUCAGCAUCCAAGACAAAAGCCCGCUUAGUGGCCGAUGGAUCUACCAGACCAGCAAGCUGGCAGGCAUGCUGUAUCUCUAUGCCUUACAACGGCGAGAAGCCGGACAGAGCCCGCUGCGUUGCUGCGCCAUCUCGCCAGGUUUUAUACCACAGACAAAUCUAUUUCGCAAUAGCUCCGCUCUGGUCACGCGCACGGUGCACGAAGGGGGCGUCAUUAUCGCCCGAGUUUGCACAGAUGAUGCCCUGCCCCUGGGCCGUGAGCCUUCUCAUGAUAUGGAAGCUGAGUUGGGCUGCGCACCCACUCAAGGUGCUGGCUAUUUCGUACUCAACAAUGCAAGUCAAGUGGAGGCGGUGUGGUCCUCUGAUCGCUCUUAUCACGCCGCGCUGGCGGAGGAGCUGUACACUGCUGCCCUUGCUCGCUGUGCCCCCUAUCUCUGA
Molecule: messenger RNA, 1224 nt
Organism: Monosiga brevicollis MX1
Lineage: Eukaryota; Choanoflagellata; Craspedida; Salpingoecidae
Exons: 9
Coding region: 1-1224 (407 amino acids)
Source: RefSeq, a predicted model, not a curated record